Coniophora puteana RWD-64-598 SS2 is the source of this 1618-nucleotide messenger RNA. RefSeq lists its product as uncharacterized. The record is from RefSeq and is a predicted model, not a curated record. The transcript is spliced from 7 exons. The coding region runs from base 205 to 1527 and encodes 440 amino acids. Gene Ontology annotation, cellular component: mitochondrion. Gene Ontology annotation, molecular function: FAD binding; catalytic activity. NCBI's taxonomy places the organism in Eukaryota, Fungi, Basidiomycota, Agaricomycetes, Boletales, Coniophoraceae.
CUCGCCCUCCACCGCCUCCGCCGUUUUCCCCGUCUCCCCGCACCCCGCUAUGCUCACAGCACGCCCUCUUUUUCCCAUCUCAACGACGUAGAGCAGGUCGAUAUAGAUCAUUUUCGGUCGAUUCUCCCCUCCUCAGCUGUUCUUUCUACUUUCCCUCCUGCAUCAAACUCUUCAGACGACCUCGCUCCCUACAAUGUCGACUGGAUGGGAAAGUACUUUGGCCAUGCUACUUGCGUUCUCCGUCCACGCACAACGCAGCAGGUCAGCGAAAUUGUGAAAUACUGUGCUUCCCGCCGCAUUGGCAUUGUCCCGCAAGGAGGCAACACUGGCAUGGUCGGAGGCAGUAUCUCACUUCGCAAAGAAAUCGUCCUUAGCCUGGGUGCCAUGUCAAAUGUUCGUUCUUUUGACCCCGUCUCUGGCAUUCUUGUCGCCGAUGCUGGAUGCAUUCUUCAAUCUUUGUCAGACCAUAUCGCUCCCCAUAAGCAUAUCAUGCCUCUUGAUCUCGGGGCCAAGGGAAGUUGUCAGAUUGGAGGCAAUGUUUCGACCAAUGCCGGUGGUCUCAGGCUACUCCGCUAUGGUUCUCUGCACGGGAAUGUUCUUGGGAUAGAAGCCGUUCUCCCGGACGGCACGAUCCUUGAUCAGCUGAGCGUCCUGCGCAAGGAUAAUACUGGCUAUGACAUGAAGCAACUGUUUAUCGGCGCGGAGGGUACACUUGGUAUCGUCACUGGCGUGUCUAUCAUGGCGCCUCCGGCACCUCAGGCGUCUAACAACCUCUUCCUUGCUCUUCCGAAGUUCGACAAUGUCCUUCCACUUUACCAGCAAGUCAAAGGACAGCUCGGCGAAAUCUUGUCUGCAUUCGAGUACAUAGAUCGCACGGCAUAUGACAUGGGUGUCAAGCACGGUCUCGGUCCCAUUCUUAACCUUGACGAAGUAGGCGAUGCCGAGUGCUUCGUUCUCGUAGAGACCAGUGGUGGGAAUAACACUCACGACGAGGAGAAACUAAACAUUCUUCUCGAGUCGCUCAUGUCGGCCGAUGAGUCGCUCAUUAAUACCGGUGUCUUGUCUCAGUCACCAGGCCAAUUUGAAAACAUCUGGGCACUUCGCGAGGGUCUGACUGAAUGUGUCCAGAAGGAGGGGAAGCCCUACAAGUAUGACGUCUCCGUUCCUCUGACCGACUUCCAGAAGGUUGUCGACCAAGUACGUGAGCGGAUGAUAUCCAAGGGCCUGUAUGGCGACCAUGGCAUCACAAAGGUCAUGGGCUACGGUCACGUCGGUGACGGCAACCUUCACCUGAACGUCAUUGCGAAGAAUGGGUAUCGACCUGAGUUGGAGGAGGCUUUAGAGCCAUUCAUCUACGAGGUUGUUGCUUCGCACAAGGGCUCUAUCUCUGCUGAGCACGGGAUCGGGUCUAUGAAAACCGACGCGCUUCGGUACUCGAAGAGCGAUGUCAGCAUACAAUGGAUGAAAAAGAUCAAGCAGGUCUUCGAUCCUCUCAAUAUUAUGAACCCUGGCAAGGUUCUACCUUAGAUCUCCAUAUUUAUUGGAGAAUGUGCUGUAUAUAUAUUGUGAUAUACGUUGGUAAAUAUCUACAUAGAAUAAAUCUAGGUUUUUGUCAGCG